UUUUCUUUCCAACCAUCUCGAUCUCUUUCCACCUCCUCGUCGGAUUUUAUCCCUUUAAAGCCAAGCCCUCGGCCAAACUCAACACUCUCUUUUUCUCUUCCGAGUCAACACCCACACUCCACUUACAGCCAGCCGAAACAAGCUACUUCCCACCGCCAACCACACAAAAUGGAUAUCGCCCGCUCCAUCGCUGCCCCAGCUGCCCCAGCUGCCCUACGACUUGCCGAACAAGCAAUCGCCCCAGGUCUAGCGAACGCAGCGGCCGUCGGCGCAGCCACAGCCGCCUACAAGUUGGCGUCCGCCAACCCAGCCGCCGUCGCCUGUGGUGUUGUGGCCGUGGGCGGUUUGGCCAUCGUCGCCGCACCAGCUGUCAUCACGAGCCCCGUGCUAGCCGUCGCCGGCUUUACCCCGGUUGGUCCUGCUGCCGGAACAAUCGCGGCAACCGUUCAGACUGCAAACGUUGCAGCUGGAGGUGUCUUUGCUACCAUGCAAAGUGCCGCCAUGGGGGGAUACGGCGUUGCGGUGGUUGCUGGCGUUGGUCAGGUAGUUGGAGGUGUGGUUGCCGCUGUGGGAGGUGCUGGAGCUGCAGCUCUUGCGUAAAAGAACUGAGAACUGAGGGCGGGCUUUGUAAACCGGGAAUGGGGAAGGGAUAGAGAGGGUGUUUGUAUUAUCCCGAACAGUGCGCUGAGAACAAUAAAGCUGUUACAGUGGGCUCAUGGAUCCGUGAUGUUCACAAAAAG
Chaetomium fimeti is the source of this 740-nucleotide messenger RNA. RefSeq lists its product as uncharacterized. The record is from RefSeq and is a predicted model, not a curated record. NCBI's taxonomy places the organism in Eukaryota, Fungi, Ascomycota, Sordariomycetes, Sordariales, Chaetomiaceae. Gene Ontology annotation, cellular component: membrane. The transcript has 2 exons. Bases 169 to 600 code for a protein of 143 amino acids.